Molecule: messenger RNA, 3270 nt
Organism: Canis lupus familiaris (dog)
Lineage: Eukaryota; Metazoa; Chordata; Mammalia; Carnivora; Canidae
Gene: MROH6
Product: maestro heat like repeat family member 6
Exons: 14
Coding region: 127-2439 (770 amino acids)
Cellular component (GO): cytoplasm
Source: RefSeq, a predicted model, not a curated record
CAGGUCCACCAUCCCAGGGAUCCCAUCCCUUCCGCAGGGCCCUGGCGGGCACAGCCAGAACCCACACACUCGAGCUCCAGGCUGGCUACUCAUUGCGAGGGCGGGAGGGCCCUUCACAAGCCACUGAUGCCUACACCUGGGGGUGUCUGGAACGCCCCAACCCCCACACACAACGCUCGCACGCAUGCGCCACCACGCCUGUCCCCGAUCCUACCUGCCCAGGGCCAGCUUCUAGGUCAGGCCCGGGCACGACUUCCCGGGAGAACCAGCACAGGUGCUGCAGGCCGGGCUCAGCUGAGCAGCUUGGGGUGUGCGGUGGCCAUGGCCUGGGGACUGUGGGGCAGGGCCCGAGGGGGCCCUGUGGGGGCUCUAACCCUGUCGGCUCUGGCUGAAGGCAUCCAGGCCAACCAAGGACAGACCCCGGGUCGCUCUUCUGCUGGCCCUCAGCCUGAACGUGCGCUUGAACCUGAGGUGGAGCCUCGGAGUGCAAGUGCCAUCCCCCCAGCCGGUAGGGAGCCCUGCCCCUCGCCCAGGGGGCAAGGUCCUGCCCCUGAGGGACCCCACCAGGAACCCCAGAGUUCCUGGGAAGAGGGGGCGCUAGCUGACCUGGCCUUGUACACGGCUGCCUGCCUGGAAGAGGCUGGCGUUGCAGGGACCCAAGCAACAGCGCUCAUGCUGUCCUCCGCUCUGGAGGCCCGGGGGGAGCAUCUGGAGGACAACGUGUAUGCCCUGGUGCGAGGGCUGCUGGCGCAGGUGCCCAGCUUGGCCCAAGGGAGGCCCCGGCAGGCGGCUCUGCGGGUGCUGAGCGCACUGGCCCUGGAGCAUGCGCGGGAAGUGGUGUGUGCGCUGCUCCCAAGCUCGCUGCCCCCCGACCGGGCAGCCGCCGAGCUGUGGCGCAGCCUGAGCCGGAACCAGCGCGUAAACGGGCAGGUGCUGGUCCAGCUGCUGUGGGCGUUGAGGAACGAAGCCGGGCCUGAGCUGGAGGCGCUGGCGGCCACUCGGGCCCUCGGGGAGAUGCUGGCUGUGUCUGGCUGCGUGGGUGCCACUCGGGGCUUCUACCCACACCUCCUGCUCGUGCUGGUCACGCAGCUACACCGGCUGGCGCGGCGUGUGCGCUCCCCGGACGCCCCUAAGGUGCAGGCCCCAUGGCACCGAGGGCCCCCGCACAGCCACGUCAGCUGUGCUGUGGAAGCCUUGAAGGCUCUGCUCACCGGGGAUGGUGGCCGCAUGGUGGUCACGUGCAUGGAGCAGGCCGGGGGCUGGAGAAGGCUGGUGGGAGCCCACACCCACCUAGAAGGUGUCCUGCUGCUGGCCAGUGCCAUGGUGGCCCACGCUGACCACCACCUGCGGGGCCUUUUUGGGAACGUGCUGCCCCAGCUGCGCAGCCCCGACGACACGCAGCGCCUUACGGCCAUGGCCUUCUUCACGGGGCUGUUGCAGAGCCGGCCCACAGCAGGCCUCCUGAGGGAGGAGAGCAUCCUGGAGCGGCUCUGCGCCUGGCAGGGCGACCGCGAGCCCACUGUGCGCUGGCUGGGCCUGCUGGGCCUGGGCCACCUGGCGCUGAACCGCGGCAAGGUGCGGCACGUGAGCAGGGUGCUGCCCGCACUGCUGGGCGCGCUGGGCGAGGGCGACGCGAGGCUCGUGGACGCCGCGCUGGGCGCCCUGCGAAGGCUCCUGCUGCGGCCUCGGGCUCCCGUGCGGCUGCUGAGCGCCGAGCUGGGGUCCCGCCUCCCGCCGCUGCUGGACGACGCCCGGGACUCGGUGCGCGCCUCGGCCGUCGGGCUUCUGGGGACGCUGGUGCGGCGGGGCCGGGGCGGGCUCCGGGUGGGGCUCCGCGGCCCCCUGCGGAAGCUGGUGCUCCGGAGCCUAGUCCCUCUGCUGUUGCGCCUGCAAGAUCCCAGCCGGGACGCUGCUGAGAGUUCAGAGUGGACCCUGGCCCGCUGUGACCAGGCCUUGCAUUGGGGCCUGCUGGAGGACAUGGUCACGGUGGCCCACUACGACAGCCCUGAGGCCCUAAGCCGCAUCUGCCACUGCCUGGUGCAGCAGUACCCGAGUCACGUACCCAGCUUCCUGAGCCAGACCCAGGGCUACCUGCGGAGCCCACAGGACCCCUUGCGCUGGGCAGCGGCCGUGCUCCUAGGCUUCCUCAUCCACCACACGUGCCCGGGCUGCAUCAGCCAGGACCUGCUGGACUCCCUGUCGCAGGACCUGGAGCAGCUGCAGAGUGACCCGGAGCCCGCCGUGGUGGCCGCCGCCCACGUGUCCGCCCAACAGGUGGCGCUGCUGACCCACGCACAGGCCCGGCCCCGCAGCCUGCGACUCCUCCCAGAGGGCCUCUGGCCCCAGCCCUGCCCCCGCCGGCCCCCACCGGCCUUCGACAACAGCCCGUUCCAGCCCCGCAGCUUCAUAGGCCGCUGGGGCUGCGUGGGACCUGGCUGAGCCCAAACGGAGCCAGCCCGGAGGGUGCCUGGGGCCAAGUCAGGCUCUGGCCAGUAUGGCCAGGGCGGGUCUGCAGAGGAGGCCCACAGGAGUGCUGGUGGGCAGCCUGGGCCUGGUCCUGGGUGCACACACACCCUCCCCGUCCAGGAGCGCUCCGCCCGGCAGCCUCGGGGCCUAGGACAGCGGUGCCUCUUGUCCCAGCAACAGCUUGUUCUCAGCCUCCUAUGCCUCUUGCACCCUGGACGGCACCCUGCCUCGCAAGCUGGGGUCUGGUGGGGACAUCGUGAAACUGGCCUGACCCUGGGAGCCGGCGCCACCAUAGGCUGCCUGCUUUCUGGGCCUGCGCACAGCCCGGCUCGGCCUCCCCGGCCCAUCUGGGCUCUCCUCCCCAGCAGCCCCUCAACCCCCGUCCCCCGUCCCGUGUCCCAGUCCUCACUGGCCUGUCUCCGUGCCCCCACCCCAUUCCUGCUUAUCGUGUCACACCACCUGAGCCUUCUCCUGGUUUCCCCUGACGUCCCCGCUGGAGGCUUGGGACGACACCUGUGGCUUCAGGUGUGAGGUACCACUGUCAGCACCCCACCAGGCCGGGCCCUCACACCGGCUCUCCAGCGCCCUGCGUGGGCUUGGACGAGGACAGCACGACUGGACAUGCAGGGAGGAAGGCCCUCUGGAAGCCCGGCUCCUCCAGAACGCCUACCUUGAACUAUUCUCUCUCCCGCCUCAGAGAGGCCUUGGCUCACAGCCUCUUGGGGGGCUGAGAGCAAUCCUCCCAGUCUGGAGACCCCUUGGGGCCCUGUGGGAAGUGUUUAAAAUAAACACAGGUGGAUGAAA